ACCCAGUAAGUUUCACAACGUGACGACGGAAGAAGGGUCCACUUGUCUUUCGGGCCCUUGGCAAGACGAGGUGGAUACCAGCACCACUUCCGCCGGCAGCUGCCCUAUGCCUGCCGCGAUUGGCUCCAGCCGAGAGCGCUCAUGUCCCGGAACACUUGAACGGCGCGGAGCCGCACCUGUGGCCACGUUGGGCUCAAAUUCCUGGUGUAAACCUCACUGCUACCCAACCCCAUCCCCGCCCCCGCCCCCGCCAGACGGUUUGCCGGAAUCGUUGUGUCAUCGGAAGGAAAAAUUUUAAAAAAAAUUUUUGCAUCGCUCUUCGGGUUUUGACAUGCCUUCCUGACGUCAUAGCCUUGCGGAAGUGGAAGACAAGGUUGGGGGACUCUGAGGUAACCAGAUCUUUGAUCUGAGUCCAGACUCCCUGACCUCACUACAUUUGGAGGACCUGGGGGAUAGGGCAAAGAAAGAGGUGGGCUGGCUUCGAGGAGCUGGGGCCUGCAAGUUUCAAGGCCAAAACCUGGAAGUCAGGAGGCUCACUUAGUCCUGAUCCACUGUGUAUAAAGGAGACUUUUUCCCUCUUAGGACCUUAUGGAGCCCAGAGGAACCAAGAGAGCAGAAAAGACCGAGGUAGCCGAACCUCGGAACAAACUUCCCUAUUCAGCAUCCUCACUACCCACAGAGCCUGCGCUCUACUCUGGACCCUUUCCUUUCUACCGGCGCCCUUCAGAACUAGGCCGCUUCUCUCUGGAUGCACAACGCCAAUACCAUGGAGAUGCCCGAGCCCUUCGCUACUACAGCCCACCCCCCACAAACGGUCCAGGUCCUGAGUUUGACCUCAGAGAUGGAUAUCCUGAUCGAUACCAGCCCCGGGAUGAAGAAGUCCGGGAGGGGCUGGACCAUUUGCUACGCUGGCUUCUGGAACACCGAGGCCAGCUGGAGGGGGGUCCAGGCUGGCUGGCAGGGGCCAUAGUGACAUGGCGGGGACACUUGACAAAGUUGCUGACAACACCAUAUGAACGCCAGGAAGGCUGGCAGCUGGCAGCCUCCAGGUUCCAGGGGACACUGUACCUGAGUGAGGUGGAGACACCUGCAGCUCGGGCUCAGAGGCUUGCUCGGCCACCCCUUCUCCGGGAGCUUAUGUACAUGGGGUACAAGUUUGAGCAGUACAUGUGUGCAGACAAACCUGGAGGCUCUCCAGACCCCUCUGGGGAGGUUAACACCAACAUCGCCUUCUGCUCUGUGCUACGCAGCCGCCUAGGAAACCACCCUCUACUCUUCUCAGGGGAGGUAGACUGCACAGACCCCCAGGCCCCAUCCACACAGCCCCCCACCUGCUAUGUGGAGCUCAAGACCUCCAAGGAGAUGUACAGCCCUGGACAAUGGAGAAGCUUCUACAGACACAAGCUUCUGAAAUGGUGGGCUCAGUCAUUCCUCCCAGGAGUCCCAAAAGUUGUUGCUGGCUUCCGUAACCCAGAGGGUUUUGUCUGUUCCCUCAAGACCUUUCCUACCAUGGAGAUGUUUGAACAUGUCAGGAAUGACCGUGAUGGCUGGAAUCCCUCUGUGUGCAUGAACUUCUGUUCUGCCUUCCUUAGUUUUGCCCAGAGCACAGUUGUCCAGGAUGACUCCAGGCUUGUCCACCUUUUCUCCUGGGAACCUGGUGGCCCAGUCACAGUAUCUGUACAUCGAGAUGCACCCUAUGCCUUCCUGCCUAUGUGGUAUGUGGAAGCCAUGACCCAGGACCUCCCAUCAGUUCCCAAGACACCCUCCCCCACAGAAUGAUGCUUCAAGAGGUCAAUUCUGUCUGCACAGAUAAUAAAGUCUUUCUAAGUGGUU
This is a messenger RNA of Sciurus carolinensis (gray squirrel), 1833 nucleotides long. It is a transcript of the gene Dxo, whose product is annotated as decapping exoribonuclease. The coding region runs from base 589 to 1779 and encodes 396 amino acids. The transcript is spliced from 6 exons. Lineage: Eukaryota; Metazoa; Chordata; Mammalia; Rodentia; Sciuridae. Gene Ontology annotation, biological process: NAD-cap decapping; nuclear-transcribed mRNA catabolic process. Gene Ontology annotation, cellular component: nucleus; cytosol. Gene Ontology annotation, molecular function: mRNA 5'-diphosphatase activity. The record is from RefSeq and is a predicted model, not a curated record.